CGAGUUAUUGCGGUGGCUAAUUUGUAUAUCAUGCUGGGUGACUGAAUGUGUUUAUGGUAAACCAUGGUCACUGUAUCUUUCUCUCAGGCUAGUUUUGUUCCAUGCUUUGCAGGUAUUCUGCCUAGGUACUUUAGCUCAGAAUGGUCAGUGGCUCAGUUCCGACUGCAUGAAGGUUUACAGUAUGUUGUUGCUUUUGGACACCGGAAGAACACAGUCUUAAUUCUUGGCAUGGAUGGGAGCUUUUAUCGACGCCAAUUUGACCCAAUGACUGGUGGAGAGAUGACUCAGCUCGAAUACUAUAACUUUCUGAAACCCGAGGAAACUUUGUGAGGUGAAGCUGUGUACAUGUCUUUUGACAUUAGCGUGUAUAUUGCCGAUAACGCUCUACCUGUAUGACAUAUAUGCCACGGGAAGGUUACUCAAUAAGUUGUAAAUACUUUAUCUGAAAAUGGAGGGCUAUAGGGAUAAAUAUUGAUCGAUGCAGACAGAGUGUACAUAUAAAUGGGGGUGGUUUAGGGAGUUUUCUUAAUUUCUGUAGCUAUGAUUAUGAAAGAUCUCA
Molecule: messenger RNA, 559 nt
Organism: Eucalyptus grandis
Lineage: Eukaryota; Viridiplantae; Streptophyta; Magnoliopsida; Myrtales; Myrtaceae
Product: autophagy-related protein 18a-like
Exons: 2
Coding region: 64-330 (88 amino acids)
Biological process (GO): protein localization to phagophore assembly site; protein lipidation; autophagy of mitochondrion
Cellular component (GO): cytosol; extrinsic component of membrane; phagophore assembly site membrane
Molecular function (GO): phosphatidylinositol-3,5-bisphosphate binding; phosphatidylinositol-3-phosphate binding
Source: RefSeq, a predicted model, not a curated record